Messenger RNA from Fusarium fujikuroi IMI 58289, 2370 nucleotides. RefSeq lists its product as uncharacterized. NCBI's taxonomy places the organism in Eukaryota, Fungi, Ascomycota, Sordariomycetes, Hypocreales, Nectriaceae. Gene Ontology annotation, biological process: DNA-templated transcription; regulation of DNA-templated transcription. Gene Ontology annotation, molecular function: DNA binding; zinc ion binding; DNA-binding transcription factor activity, RNA polymerase II-specific. Bases 1 to 2370 code for a protein of 789 amino acids. The record is from RefSeq and is a predicted model, not a curated record. The transcript is spliced from 5 exons.
AUGACGUUUGCGUGUCACGAAUGCUGGGCCGUCUUCGUUAGGAGUGAGCAUCUCCAGCGCCACAUGGAGGGACACAUGGGUAUGCGGCCAUUCUCUUGCGGUGAAUGUACCGCCUCCUUCUCUCGGAAAGACAUCCUCGUUCGGCACAUGCAGAUCCACGAGUCGCCGGAAACACCACCUGCAAAGCAACACAGAACGCCGUACGUCGCCCAGGCGUGCUUGAAGUGUGCAAAGUCGAAGCAGCGUUGUGAUGGCCAGCUUCCCUGUGGCAGAUGCACAUCGAAGCGGCUGCAAUGUUCAUACCCACCGUCUAAAAGCCGACGUGCCACUCAGAACACGCCAGGGUCUGUCGCCAGUCAAAAUCAGGGUCUGCAAAAUGAGGCGAACCAUACAGGGUUUUGCGAUCAGCCAGGAUUGAAUCAACAGUUACAAAGCUCGACAGAAUCAGAUACUACUUCACUCUCAUACUGGCCGCCGAGUAACAAUGAAUCGAUGACCGGUCUGUCGUCCCAGCCUUCCCUGGCCCCAGAUCAAAAUAUUGGGUCUGUGUUUGGGGUAUAUGGUGACUUUGAGUGGUCUGGCCCCAGCGAUGCAGGAGCAUUUUGGGGAUUAGAAACUUAUCUCUCAUUGGGAGCAAUGCCUACUUUGUCGUCCCCUUCAGCCCUGGAAUCCUCACAGUCACUUGCCGAUGCAACGCCAAAUUUACAACCCCCAGCCUCAAGCGGCCCCGAAGUGGGCAGACCUGAAACAGACAAACUAGCGCCCAGGGUGACUCAAACCUUGGAAUCCCCUCAUUCGUCGAAUGGAAGGUUAAGUGACAGGAGCCUUUCAGCAACAAAUGAUUGUAUCGACCCAGAUUCCGAUGCCUGGCGCGCAGAGGAUUACUGCCACGUGCCGCGUUUGUCAGAGGACGUGUACCAAGAAAUGAUCAAGCAUUUUGCACGUUAUAAUCGAGAUGACGAGUAUUGGUCUAUUUUCACCUCCAGCGACUUUCCGCCAAUUACUCAUAUCAAUACCUUCAUACAAGUGUAUUUUGAAGAGUUUCACUCUCUGCUUCCGUUCCUUCACAAAGCAUCUUUCGCCCCAACAAAAGACCAAUGGAUUCUGUCUCUUGGCGUUGCUGCAAUUGGUAGUAUAUUCUCCCGGGUAGCGAAUUCGAGCGUGGCAUCAUUCAAUCUAGUCGAGCUUCUACGACGUGCUAUACAUGUCCAGUCUGAACGGGUCCGAAGCUCACAGCCAGAUAUUUCCUUUGUACAGGCCGUUCUUCUCAAUCAACUUGGUAUGAUGUUUGGCCCAGAGACGACACGCAUCGAGGCUGUACCUGUUACGAGGGCACUCCUCGAGACUCUGUGUCGAAAGACGGCGUGUUACACCAAUUUUGACGCCUUUUGUCAACCUCUCGAUAGUGAAAACUCGGGCGAAGACAAUUGGGCCGAUUGGAUCAAGAAGGAAAGCCUUCGCCGCUUAUUUUACUCAGUUUGGAUCCUCGAUUGCGAGUACAACUGCUUUUGGUCAGGCCUAGGGAUAGUAACCAUUGAUUGCCUACAGCUGCCAGCGCCGUUACAUCCCAAGCUUUGGGAGGCCCCAAGUCAAGAAACAUGGAAGAAACAUAAAACAUUACAUGAGCCCGUGCCUUUUGGAACCGUUCUAUCCGAGUUUUAUCGUACUCGAAAGAUUGACAGCUCAGAUCCUUUCAACACACUGCUGUUGAUUGUUGGGGUCAAAUACCAUGCCGAAAGGCUCAAUCGUGCACCGAUCUAUCUUGGUAUCCUCCAGGACCAUGCCAAAACACUUCCGCCUUCAAGGCUCUCUGGUGCUGUCGAGAGUCUCUCCCACUUACUAUCAAUGUUGAUCUAUUCACCAGUUCAAGAGCUUUACGCAUUCUCGGGCUGGCGUGUAGACACCGCCCAAAGGGCCAUUGUUCAUGCCAAGUUGCGUACUUGGAUCCAAAGCACAAGCGAAGCGCGGACUGCUCUUAUGCACGCUUGUAACGCGUGGUCAAUGAUUCGAAGAAGUAAGACUGGGGCGCAGCAUGAGACGAUGGGAUUCUUGGUAGCAACGUUACUGAUAUGGGCUUGGAUUAAGCUAGGGAACAGGCCAGAAGUAGAUGACAUGGAUCUAUUAUUGACUGUUCGAUUGGAUGAAGGAAAGGACCACAUUAAAGAAUGGAUCAAUAAUAAUGAGGAACGGCGUCUAUAUCUUGGUGGUGUAGGGUGUCUUUGGGACAUGGGAGCAGACAGGAGACUGCUUCAGGAGUCUACAAACACUCUUGAUAGUUUCGACUGGCCGGCAGCUCACACGAUAGCAUCGAUCUUGCGAGAGCAUUACAGGUCGUUUGAUCAGGUGGCCACUGUUAGUCCGACAACCUAA